Molecule: messenger RNA, 1560 nt
Organism: Adineta steineri
Lineage: Eukaryota; Metazoa; Rotifera; Eurotatoria; Adinetida; Adinetidae
Source: the annotation of a GenBank genome assembly
AUGACUAGUCCACGUAAAUUUGCUGAAAAAAUCGCGUUAAUACAACAGAAACAAGCAGAAGAUGAUGCAGCAUUUAAUACGAUUAUUACCGAAGUUGAAGCUGCUAAACAAAGAGCUGAUGGAGUAUCAUCAACAAAAAGAAAAUUAGAUGUACCAACACGAAAAUAUGAAAUAACAAAUGGACUGAAUCAUUCAGAUAGUAAUAAUUAUACAAAUCAAUCUUGCAAAGGAGAAAAUAAUAAUGGCUCUGAUCGAUUAUUAAUACCACCUGAUAAUCCAUCAUGGAGAAGAAUUCAUUCGGAUUCAUCACUUCCAUCUAUGAUGCCAUCAAAUUUCACUCAUUAUCAUACACAAAUUGAUAAUAACGAUCCUAAUCAACAACUUAAUUUUGGUUUGAAUGAUAUUAAAUUAGAAGCAUCUUCAUAUAAUAAUGCUCAUCAUCAUCAUCAUCAUCAACAUUUACAAGUUCAAUCAAAUCAUUAUUAUGACUUAAAUAAUAAUAAUAAUUAUUGUGAUGAUCAAGGUAAUAUGUUUUAUCUAUCAACACAACAACCUAUUGCAUCUUCAUCAUCAACUAAUAAUAAUAAUACGCAUACACAACUAGGACCACGUUUUAGUUGUGGAAAUAAUAAUUCAAAUGUUCUUAUGUUACCACCUAAUCAAAAUUCACGUAUUGGUAAUGGUGGUUCAUUACCUGAUUUACGCAAUGGAAAUGUUUACAAUAAUCAACAAUUAUCAUUUUCAACAAAUCCAUCACAACAACAACAACAACAACAUUUCUUACGUUCACCUUCUCCACACGAAAAUGGAGAUGGGGAUUUAUUUGCUCUGGGUCCACAACAACAAUUACCAUCACGUAGUGGACCAUUGAAACCAAGUCCAAGUAUUCGUCGACGUCAUAGUCCAAUUGGUGAUGGAAAACAAGGAUCACCACGUCGACAAAAUUCACCGACGCCUGAUAUAUCUUCCACUCAACAGAAUCAUUAUCGUGUUGAACCACAAAGUCCUCCAUCUAUUCCAAAUUAUUCUCCACAAAAUUCACCACAUUUAUUACCAAAUCUUGGUAAUGAACUUUCUCCAUUUUCGCCACAACAACAAUCCACAGAUAAUCAACAACCUUAUUUUACAUUACCAAAUCAUUUUGAUCAGAUUAAUUUGGAUAAUAAUUAUUAUUCUUCACAACAACAACCAUCUCCACCAUCAUCACAUCAAAAUAAUAACCAUUCACUUCCAACAACGCCAGGUGUUACAAAUGGUCUUAGACAAAGAGAUUUUUAUGCAGCAUUCAUCGAUGAUAUGUCACCAUCAUAUUGUCAUAAUCAAUCACCAGUGAAUAUAAAGACAAAUGUCAAUCAGAAAAGUCCAACUAUUCCGGAUAUUAUUCUAACUGAUCCUGACAGUUCAAAAUUAGAUUUAUCGAAAGAAUUAGCAAAUGAUUUUAUCAAUCCAUUCGAUCAUUUAAUUGAUGCAAAUGAUUUAAAUACAGAUUUCUUGCUCAAUACGGUUGAUUUAUCUGUUGAUCCGAAUAUUUGUGAUGAUGCAUUUCGUAUGGAGCAGUAA